Molecule: messenger RNA, 1251 nt
Organism: Nematocida major
Lineage: Eukaryota; Fungi; Microsporidia
Product: 26S proteasome regulatory subunit N5
Exons: 1
Coding region: 1-1251 (416 amino acids)
Cellular component (GO): cytoplasm; nuclear proteasome complex; proteasome regulatory particle, lid subcomplex
Source: RefSeq, a predicted model, not a curated record
AUGGAUCUCCUGCAGGAAAGAGAAAAAACAGCCAGACUCAACGGGGACAAAGACGCAAGUGCGGCCAUUUUAGUGGAAAUAGUGGAUGCAACAAAGACCCCGCAGGAGACUGUAGAAGCAAUUAGGCAAAUGGCCAGGAAGAAGGGGCAGCUCAAAGAGGCGCUGAGCACUAUGAUACACCACGCAUACAGGAAGUACAUUUCUCUCUCCCCCGUGGAGAUAGAGGAGAACUCGUACGAAACAGUCCGGCUGAUUGACAUAGGCCAUGCGUACGCGCAGGCGGAGGAGAAGGCGCCCCCCUCGGAGGACAAGGAUGAGUUUCUGGACUUUUUGGUGCUUCUUCUCACGACAGUCGUUGAGGGCCGCAUAUACAUGGAGGAGCUGAGAAUAUUCAUAACCGACGCAAUAAAGCAGAUAUACGUUAAAAGGGGAGAUAUGAAAAAAGCACUGUCUUACGUGUAUCCCGUGCAUGUGGAGACCUUCUCCUCCGUCUCCAUGAAGAGAAUCCUGCAGUACCAGCUGGAGCAGCUCCGAAUAGCUAUUCUGGCGCGCGAGUACGGGCAGGCCAUUCUUGUCUCGCAGCGCAUGAGCAUGAAGCAGCUGGAGACUGAGCCUGAGCUGGCCGACUACCACCUCAACAGAAUGCUUUUCAUCCACAUCCACAGGAGCGAGUACUACAAGAUCGCGUGCAUCUUCAACACUUUGCGGAUAAAGGACGAGGCAGCCAGCAAGACAGAGUCCAUAUACUCUGCACUUGCGAUCCUGUUCUGCAUACUGGACAUCCACAGUGCAGAGUCCAAGCAGAUUCUUGUUGCGAACAUCAGCAGCAAAAUAUGCCAAAAUGACACGCGCGUGCUUGGGGAUGCAUUCACCAACAACCUGCUCAUAACGGAGGCCAUCUACAGCACCCUGCACACAAUCCAGGAGAAGUACGGCAUCCAGGGAAUAGUCCAGCAGUACAUACCAAAUAUCCGGGAGAGAGUCAGCCAGUACAACAUCAUAGUAAUCAGCAAGUACUACAGCAGAAUAGAGAUAGCCCGAAUUGUCGAGAUAUUAAAGAUGCAGCCCGAUGAAUUCGUCGAAAUUAUCGUCGAGAUGAUCCGCAGUAAGCUCGUGGAGGGCACCAUCUCCCAGAUCGAGGGCAUAAUUGAGUUCAAGAAAGAGACGAACACCGUCGAGAGCUGGAACAGAAACAUAAACGCCUGCCUGGACGCAGUCAUAAAAAUCACGCACAGCCUCAACAGUGCAUAG